AUGCAGGAACCGUCGACUCGGUGUCACCAAUAUAUGCUUUUUUUCGCAUGCAGCUAUUAUGCAGUGCAGGUUUGCAUUGCCAUCAAAACGGAACGGCCCCUCCACGCUCUGCAAUACGUGUUGUCCGUAGCGCUCAUUCUGGAGAGGCUGCUCAAUGCUCCUUCGCAGCUCUUCAUGACCUGCUUGAGAUUUACAGUUUUCGCCGUGCCAGACACAUUUGCUGGAGCUGCACGUCUUUUUCGUCAUCGGCUGCGCCCGUUGCAAGUCUGUUUGGGACCAUAUCUUCCCAUCCUGGUAACAUGGCGAGAGAUACCACAUCUAGGUGCCGAGAUGCCCAGGUCUGGUAGCAUCGAGUGGGUCACUAUAAGCUUCGGGGGUCUGUCGCUUUCCGUUUUAUGGACAGCCCUUACGUUUUACUCGCUUUUCACCUUGCGGGUGGUCGGUGGUGUGCUUCUGUUGUGGAUAUCACUAACCACAACGACAAGCCAAAACGCGUAUUUACUGCUGUUGGAUCCCUGUUUCGUCUUAACGUUGGGUUUACACUUUGUAUCGGCUGUGUUCUGUUGGCAAGUCAUGCAGGCACUGCAUUGCCGAGUUGGUGAAACAACCCGACUCGAACAGCAAACGCCCACAAAAGUGCUCCCAGAAUAA
Messenger RNA from Neospora caninum, 651 nucleotides. RefSeq lists its product as hypothetical. Lineage: Eukaryota; Apicomplexa; Conoidasida; Eucoccidiorida; Sarcocystidae. Bases 1 to 651 code for a protein of 216 amino acids. The transcript has a single exon. The record is from RefSeq and is a predicted model, not a curated record.